CAUUUGACCGGGGAACCCCCAGCCCUCGCUGCACCUGAGGGAACCCCACACCACCUGCGCAUGGCCCAGUCUGCCCAGAGGGGCUGCAGUUUCCCAUCUGUAAAGUGGAGGAAUUGGGUUUUCUGGAUGGGGCAGCAGCAGGUGGGCACCCUGUGUGGCCGUGAGCAGGGUCCUGGCCUGGGCUGGCAGGUCAGCAGCUGACAUGCGGCUCCCUGCAGGGAACGGGUGGCAGUGCCAGGUCUCGGUAGGAGCCUUGAAGUGGCUUCCCCUCCCUGAGCGGCGGCUUCUGCCCGGAGCCCCCAAGAGCAUACUGAGGCCACUUUGGCCAAUGAAGUCUGGUAGGGCAUCGACACUGGGGGCCAGCUUAGUGGCACUGCUGAUGGGACCUGCACGGCUCCAUGGGAGCAGAGAGACUGGCGGGGGUACCACCGCACGAUGUCACAAUGCCCAGUCUCCUGGGCUCUUGCUCCCACCCCACCCCCAACCCACAACCCCUGCCUCUGCCCAUCAGCCUGGCCAUGGUAAGUGCUGCCCCAGCCUGGGGAAGGAAAUGAGCAGGGGAGCCUAGGGAGCGUCUUCAUGGGCCCUGUGGCCUCCCAUGGGCCCCGGUUCUUCGUUGGUGCCAUUAGAACUUGUUGCUGGGACUGAGGGAUUCGGGCCACAUGCCCGCAAAGAACUCCAUGUUCCACUCAGAGGCUUCAGAGUGCAGUGCCGGGGGGCCUUCCCAAAAGUCCUCCCUGCCUGGGUGGAGCGCAGACAGCUCAGCACCCCACGGGGGGCAUUGGAGCCAGCCUUGGUUUUGUUGGGUAAGGAUGUUAGAAGAGGGGCGAAGACCCAUAGCCACUGGUGUGAAGGGUCUGCUCUUGACCGAAGGCUGCCUCCCUCUGGGUGCAGACCAGGCAGGUGGUCCCAGUCACGGUGCCCUGGGGCCACUGGGUCUGUCUGCCCUCAGGCUCCACUAGACACACCUGCGGAGGCAGCAGACUAGCAGCGGUGUCUGUGAGGGGCAGCUGCACAGCCCCCUCUUGAGGGUGCUCCUAGGCGUUGGUUAGGCCCAGGCGUUUCUGCUUUUGGGGAGCAGAGCCUGGAGUCGGGCAUGGCUGAGGAGGAAGCUAUCGCAGGCUGAGCGCGGGCUGGGGUGCUGACCUGCAUCCCAAGAGCAGAUUUGCCCCUGGCCUUCUGGGCCUGUCCUUUCUGUAACACCACACUGGACACCUGGGAGCAGAGCAUGCCCCCGGCAGGAUCCCACAUGGCUGCUGGAGCACUGGGGCAGCAGGUGACUGAGGUCGCCCAGAGCUUGAGGGAACACCUCAUCCAGGGAGGAGGCUGAGGCUCCCAGGCCACAGUAGCAAGUGGGGAGUGGAGCCUCACAACCUGCGUCCCACCAAGAUGGUCCCUCUUAACAUUACACAGAACCAAAACCUUAGAGGGGGCCCUGAUGUCCUGGGACUGUGAAAGCCCCAUGAUUCCCCUUUAGCUUGGAUGGACCCAAAGGUAUGGACUCCAGCUGGGAGGCGGGGGCAGCUGAUAGAGAGCCUGGAGCCGUCUCAGUGCUCCAGGCGCUUGGCUCCUCCUUUCUACACGGUGGUCACCAGCAUCCUCCCUGGCGUCUCCUUCAUGAGUGGGCACUCCACCCUCUGCCUGGCCACCUGGCCCCCUCCCAGGGAGGACAGUCAGGCCCACAGAGAAGCUCCCUCUUUUUUUUUCUUUUCCCCUGUUCUGUUGUCCAGGCUGGAGUGCAGUGGUGCCAUCUCGGUUCACUGCAAGCUCCGCCUCCCGGCUUCACGCCAUUCUCCUGCCUCAGCCUCCCUAGGAGCUGGGACUACAGGCGCCUGCCACCAUGCCCGGCUAAUUUUUAUUUUUAUUUUUAGUAGAGACAGGGUUUCAACGUGUUAGCCAGGAUGGUCUCAGUCUCCAGACCCUGUGAUCUGCCCGCCUCGGCCUCCCAAAGUGUUGGGAUUACAGGUGUGAGCCACCGCGCCUGGCCGAGGCUCCCUCUUUUAUGAGGAGCGGGAAGGCCUCCUGCACCCUGGAGACCGUGUGGGAAGACAAGCACAAGUAUGAGGAGGCCGAGCGGCGCUUCUACGAACACGAGGCCACACAGGCGGCCGCCUCCGCCCAGCAGCUGCCAGCCGAGGGGCCAGCCAUGAAUGGGCCCGGCCAGGAAGACCCUGAGGACGCUGAUGAGGCGGAGGCCCCUGACGGCGGCAGCAGGCGUGAUCCCAGGAAGAGCCAGGACAGCAGGAAGCCCCUGCAGAAAAAGAGGAAGCGCUCCCCCAAGAGCGGGCUCGGCCCCGCGGACCUGGCCCUCCUGGGCCUCUCGGCCGAAUGCGUGUGGCUGGACAAGUCACUUUUCGACCAGGCAGAGAGCUCCUACCGCCAGAAGCUGGCAGAUGUGGCUGCCCAGGCAGCCUGGCCUCCUGCCUUGGCCCCCUGGGGUCUCUGCACCCAUGGAAACCAGGUGGCCUGCCACCACGUGACCUGGGGGAUCUGGGUCAACAAGUCCUCCUUCGACCGGGCUGAGCAGGCCUUCGUGGAGUGGUCUCAGGCCCUGUUGCUGGUCCCCGAGGGCAGCCGCAGGCAGGGGACUCCCAACACAGGCCAGCAGGUGGCCGUCCCCGACCUGGCCCACCAGCCCAGCCCACCGGUCAAUGGCCAGCCUCCGCUGGGCAGCCUGCAGGCACUGGUUCGGGAGGUGUGGCUGGAGAAGCCCCGGUAUGAUGCAGCCGAGAGGGGCUUCUACGAGGCCCUGUUUGACGGCCAUCCCCCAGGGAAGGUGCGCCUGCGAGAGCGAGCCGGCCUGGCCGAGGGUGCCCGGCGGGGCCGCAGAGACCGGCGGGGCCGCAACAUCUUAGGGAAUAAGCGGGCCGGGCUGCGGCGGGCCGAUGGGGAGGCCCCCUCUGCCUUGCCCUACUGUUACUUCCUGCAGAAGGAUGCAGAGGCCCCCUGGCUCAGCAAGCCUGCCUACGACAGCGCCGAGUGCCGCCACCACGCUGCCGAGGCCCUGCGCAUGGCCUGGUGCCUCGAAGCUGCCUCCCUGUCUCACCGACCCGGUCCUCGGUCUGGCCCGUCCGUGUCCAGCCUGAGACCCAACAGAAAAAUGGCUACAAACUUCCUAGCACAUGAGAAGAUCUGGUUCGACAAGUUCAGAUAUGACGACGCAGAAAGGAGAUUCUACGAGCAGAUGAACGGGCCUGUAGCAGGUGCCUCCCGCCAGGAGAACGGCGCCAGCGUGAUCCUCCGUGACAUUGCGAGAGCCAGAGAGAACAUCCAGAAAUCCCUGGCUGGAAGCUCAGGCCCCGGGGCCUCCAGCGGCACCAGCGGAGACCACAGUGAGCUCGUCGUCCGGAUUGCCAGUCUGGAAGUGGAGAACCAGAGUCUGCGUGGCGUGGUACAGGAGCUGCAGCAGGCCAUCUCCAAGCUGGAGGCCCGGCUGAACGUGCUGGAGAAGAGCUCGCCUGGCCACCGGGCCACGGCCCCACAGACCCAGCACGUGUCUCCCAUGCGCCAAGUGGAGCCCCCAGCCAAGAAGCCAGCCACACCAGCAGAGGAUGACGAGGAUGAUGACAUUGACCUGUUUGGCAGUGACAAUGAGGAGGAGGACAAGGAGGCGGCACAGCUGCGGGAGGAGCGGCUACGGCAGUACGCGGAGAAGAAGGCCAAGAAGCCUGCACUGGUGGCCAAGUCCUCCAUCCUGCUGGAUGUCAAGCCUUGGGAUGAUGAGACGGACAUGGCCCAGCUGGAGGCCUGUGUGCGCUCUAUCCAGCUGGACGGGCUGGUCUGGGGGGCUUCCAAGCUGGUGCCCGUGGGCUACGGUAUCCGGAAGCUACAGAUUCAGUGUGUGGUGGAGGACGACAAGGUGGGGACAGACUUGCUGGAGGAGGAGAUCACCAAGUUUGAGGAGCACGUGCAGAGUGUCGAUAUCGCAGCUUUCAACAAGAUCUGAAGCCUGAGUGUGUGUACGUGCGCGUGUGCGUGAGGCCCUGCCACGAUUAAAGACUGAGACCGGC
Gorilla gorilla gorilla (western lowland gorilla) is the source of this 4010-nucleotide messenger RNA. RefSeq names its product eukaryotic translation elongation factor 1 delta (gene EEF1D). The record is from RefSeq and is a predicted model, not a curated record. The coding region runs from base 2003 to 3946 and encodes 647 amino acids. Gene Ontology annotation, molecular function: guanyl-nucleotide exchange factor activity; translation elongation factor activity. Gene Ontology annotation, biological process: translational elongation. The transcript is spliced from 9 exons. Lineage: Eukaryota; Metazoa; Chordata; Mammalia; Primates; Hominidae. Gene Ontology annotation, cellular component: cytosol; eukaryotic translation elongation factor 1 complex.